AUGGCCCAUGGCUUCAUCUAUAGCGGGAGAAAUACCGUCAAUGGCUCAAAGGUACAGUCGACUCUUGGCAAAGGAUCCUGGGUGCCAACCGUGAACACAUUUGUAGAAAAACUAGGACCCUUCGGAUUUAACGCCUUUUGCAUGCUCAUUGUAGAUUUCAUGCACGAAUGCGAACUAGGUACAUGGAAAGCACUAUUUACACACCUCAUCCGUCUGCUUUAUGCCCUUCCUGGCGGUGACCGGCUGGUCGCAACUCUUGACAAUAGAUUUCGCCACAUCCCUUCAUAUGGUCAUGGGGUUAUUCACAAAUUUGCAAACAACACCUCCGAAAUGAAAAGGCUUGCAGCACGGGACUUCGAGGACAUUUUGCAGUGUGCUAUGCCGGUCUUCGAAGGACUUUUCCCAGAAGACCAUGACGCGCUCAUACAAACACUUCUGUACAGAUUUGCCCAAUGGCACGCCCUCGCCAAACUAAGGCUACAUUCCAAGACCACAUUAAAAGUUUUAGAUCAGACGUUCAAGAGGCUUUCCUGUCAGCUAUGGAAAUUCUGCGAUCUCACAUGUGCCGCCUUCACCACAGUAGAAUUACCAAAAGAAAGGGCUGCUCGUGAGUGCAAGGCUGCCCACGGAUGCUCAGGUGCCGACAACGCAGAUGCUGGGAGUGGUUGCCGAAAGGGUAAGAAAUUUAACAUGAACACUUACAAGUUUCACACUAUGGGAGAUUAUCUACACUCAAUCAAGCUCUUCAGGACCACAGACUCUUUUACGUCGCAAAUCGGGAAGUUGGCUCAUAGAGCCCUUAAAGCAUUCUAUCCGUUGAUCAGCAAACUCGACACACCAGCUCAACUUGCUAAGCAUGAAGGUCGUUGUCGAGUCCUUCGGCGAGUGGCAGGACAUAAUUUGCACUCUACAAAACAGCCACUGGUUGAAUUGCCUGUCGGUUUGAAGGAUCACCAUUAUAUACCAACACUUUGCCACAAUAACCCAUUGGAUCUGUUCAGUUUUCUUCAAGAUCAUGAUAAUGAUCCAGCUGUGGCAGAGUUCAUACCCAAACUCAAAGACCAUAUAUUAUAUCGUCUUCGAAGCUUACAUGUCAGCUAUUGUGACCAUACUUUCACAGAUGCCGAGUGCAAUUCGGUCAUAAUCUCGAAUAACAGGCUCUACUCCAUCCAAACAAUGCAGAUUCGUUAUAUGACUUACGACCUUCGGUGCGAGUAUGAUACAAUCAAUCCUCGGACGUACACCAACAUCAUGGUCUUAUCUGGGGAGACAAGGCCCUGA
Suillus bovinus is the source of this 1281-nucleotide messenger RNA. RefSeq lists its product as uncharacterized. The transcript is spliced from 7 exons. Lineage: Eukaryota; Fungi; Basidiomycota; Agaricomycetes; Boletales; Suillaceae. The record is from RefSeq and is a predicted model, not a curated record. The coding region runs from base 1 to 1281 and encodes 426 amino acids.